Messenger RNA from Eruca vesicaria subsp. sativa (arugula), 318 nucleotides. The record is from the annotation of a GenBank genome assembly. NCBI's taxonomy places the organism in Eukaryota, Viridiplantae, Streptophyta, Magnoliopsida, Brassicales, Brassicaceae.
AUGAAACUUCGACAUAUCAAACUCAUGUUUUUCUUGUUAGCCCUAAUCUCAACAUCGAUCGUCCAACUAUUGGGAGCCCAGGAUGUUCACCCGAAUACGUUCAUGUGUCCUAAGAAAACAGCUUUAGAUACAGUGAGUGGAUGUUUCGAUGCAGUGAAAUUAGCAUCACAUAAUGAUAGCAGUCUGUUAACAAGUGAGUGUUGCCAAGCAGUGAAAACACUUCCUGAAUCCCUCUUGCUUGUCUCUCCUACCAGAGCUUUAAAUACAUCAAUCUUCAAAAGCAUAUGUGCUACAAAAUUCCCUGGAUCAAUUUCGUAA